AUGAGUACUCAAGAUCCGCAACAUCAAGAUCUGUCUGGCAAUGAUCUAGACUACUUGGCGGGAUACCACCAAGACUACCAACAAGGAAUCAAUCGGCCUGCCACCAGCGCAUCUUACGUUCUAGCCGUGAUAGUCUGCUUCGGGGUCUUCGUCUACCACAUCCUCUUCGUCCUCGACUACAACCUUUUGUCUCUCCCAGAGCUCCUGUGGAAUUCUCUUGUCUACGUGACGCCAUCGCGGCUGCUCGACGCUGUGGAAACCUACCAAAACCCUCUCCGCAUCACGAAUCCAGCGCUGGAAGACAUCCCGCGGACCCAUGCCGCAAAGAGCGAAGCUAUGCGGCGUGUACUGGGUCUCGAUCAACCAGGAGGGAUCAUAGAAUCAGUUGCGCAAGCUGGAAGGAGGAGAUUGUCCACACUGCCAAGCAUGAGCUUGAGUGCACAGGGUGAUGGACGGCCAGCGGGAUUGGGAAACUGGGAUAAUUCUUGCUAUCAGAACAGCGUCCUCCAAGGGCUGGCGUCGCUGGACUCAUUGACAGGAUAUCUCACAACCCCAACCUGUGAAUGGCUUGGGGAGGGCGUAGAGAAGCCAGAUAUGAAGAUGGCCGAGGCUCUACGAGAACUCAUUGCGACACUGAACGAUCCGCUGAACAACGGGAAGAGGAUAUGGACGCCGGCUACGUUGAAGAACAUGAGUAGCUGGCAGCAACAGGAUGCGCAGGAAUAUUUCUCGAAAGUCCUCGAUGAGAUAGACAAGGAGGUGGGUAAAAUGGCCCAGCUAGUGCAGUCUUCUCAAGGAUUCGAAUCGGAAAUAUCGUCAGGUCAAAGCUCGCCGAAUUCCAAAUCUCGGUCAAGAUUCCGGAAUCCUCUGGAAGGGCUGAUUGCGCAGCGCGUGGGUUGUACCAAGUGUGGCUACUCCGAGGGGCUGUCUAUGAUCCCUUUCAACUGCCUGACGGUCCCUCUUACUCGACAGUGGGAGUGCUAUGUCUCGGAGUGCCUCGACGAAUACACGAAACUGGAGCAAAUAGAAGGCGUUGAGUGUGGCAAAUGCACGCUGCUGAAAUACCAGAGAUUGCUCACACUACUUGUAGAGAAGCAAACAUCGUCAGAAGCAAACAGUGCGUCUCUGGAGGAUUCUAAGAGAAGACUAGCAAUGGUUGAAGAGGCUUUGGAAGACGACGACUACGAAGAAAAAACGGUUAUGAAGAAGUGCAGCAUUCCACCCAAGAACCGAGUAUCCUCCACCAAAUCACGGCAGGCUGUUGUUGCGCGGCCGCCAAAGUCAUUGGUGGUACAUUUCAACCGAAGUUUGUUCGAUGAGAUGACCGGCGAGCUGAAGAAGAACCUUUCACAUGUCAAGUUUCCCCGGAUACUGGAUUUGGGACCGUGGUGUCUUGGGAGCUUGGGAAUGGCCGAGGAUGUGCUGACUGAGGAAUGGCUGCUGAAUCCAGACAUACCUAUGAUUGCCAGUACCAGAAAGCCGUCUAGGCUUUCGGGUCCACUCUAUGAGCUGCGAGCUGUCGUGACACACUAUGGGAGACAUGAAAACGGACACUACGUGUGCUACAAGAAGUUUCCUGUUCCUAAUUCUAAAGAUCUCGACGAUAAUCAUGAUCCGUCUAAGGAGCAGUGGUGGAGGUUGAGUGAUGACGAUGUCACGAAAGUGAGCGAAGACAAUGUCCUUGGCCAAGGAGGGGUUUUCAUGCUCUUUUAUGACUGCAUCGAACCUGGCACGACGAAAAUGCCAGUGUCUGAUUCUACUCGGGCGGUUGAAGCUGUGCCUGAAGACGAGAACGUCCAAGUACCUACGGUGACAAAGCAAAGAGAAGGAGGUGUUGUCUUGUCAGAUCUUGCUGUAGCUGCUGGCACUCCUCUCCCUGACAACGACGACGAUAACCUUUUUAAAAGCUCCAGCCAAGAAUCCCUUGUCGCGACUCAAGAGAGCAUCAACGCGACUCCAGAAAGCACCAAGAGCGUCUCUGAAUACGACGAAGACGAGAGUACCGACCAAGAGCAAGCAGAUGCUUACCAGCCUACGAAAGCGAUCGUGGUCAGGCCAUAUAUCAAGAAGGCGGCCAACAGUACCGAGUCAAGUAAGGAGGCCAGCAUGAUUUCAUCCGGUGCCUCUCUUGUCAUGGUAUGA
Molecule: messenger RNA, 2142 nt
Organism: Drepanopeziza brunnea f. sp. 'multigermtubi' MB_m1
Lineage: Eukaryota; Fungi; Ascomycota; Leotiomycetes; Helotiales; Drepanopezizaceae
Biological process (GO): protein deubiquitination
Cellular component (GO): nucleus; cytosol
Molecular function (GO): cysteine-type deubiquitinase activity
Source: RefSeq, a predicted model, not a curated record